CCAACCACUGGCUGUUAAACAGCACCUACCAACAUGAAGAUCUUUUUGCUCGCUUUUUUCCUUGUAGUUUUGGUUAGAUUGGGAUGUUCACGACGUGAAUAUAGGGAAGAGUUCCUUGACGACGAUGAAGCACGACUUCACCGUGACUUGUUUGGUAAUUAUACGCCUGAGGUUCGUCCAGUAAAGAAAAAGACACAGGUUGUCACAGUAAAACUUGGCAUUACCAUCCAUCAAAUCAUUGACUUGGUUGAGAAGACACAACUUUUACAAACAAGUGUUUGGAUUCGCCAGUCAUGGAGAAACCCAUUAUUAACAUGGGACCCAAAGAACUACGGAGGGAUCGAUAAAAUAAACAUCAAGGCUGAGCGAGUGUGGGUACCAGAUAUCUAUCUUUAUAACAACGGUGAAAAUGUCAACGAUGGUGGAAUGAACCAUUUUUCUACGCAAAUCACGCUUCAUUUCAACGGGAUGAACAUUUGGCUCGCACCUAUACUGCUGACCAGUAGUUGUAAGAUCGACGUCACUCAUUUUCCCUUUGACGAGCAGCGCUGCAUAUUAAAAUUCGGAUCCUGGACAUACGAUGGACUUCGGCUUGAUCUCGUGAGCGAGUCUGACUCUGGAGACGUGUCCAAGUACGUCACUAACGGCGAAUGGGAUCUGGUGUCUUUUCCCGCCAAAAGAAAUGAAAUCGUGUACGUUUGCUGCCCUGAGCCUUACCCGGAUGUGACGUAUACACUCCAUAUAAGGAGAAAAGCACUGUACUAUUACGUCAAUCUGAUCGUACCUUGUAUAUUGAUAACUUGUUUAACUUUGCUGUCGUUCAUUUUACCGCCUGACUCCGGUGAACGAAUCACACUCGUGAUCACCAACCUUCUCGCCAUGACGGUGUUUAUGUUACUGGUGGCAGAAGUAUUGCCUGCUACGUCAGAGGUCAUACCCAUAAUUAGCAUAUAUUACUCCGUCACUUUAUUUGAGGUUGGUUUGGCUUUAGUAGCCACGUGCAUGGUUCUCAAAAUCUACUUCACUAAUCCAGUGACAACAGAAAUGCCGAACUGGGUCCGAAUAAUCAUUCUUAAUUGGAUGGCAAAGUUUGUUCGCAUCAAGGUCCCGUCAGCCAUUCAAGAAAUCAAAAACGUUUUCAAAGAAGAAGGACGAGAAGUCAAUGAGGAAAUACGUCGUGAGCACGAGACGAUUUCACGCAUUCACGAAGGAAGCGAAGUAUCAGGAAGCGGCUCAAAACAACCGAAAAUGACAGAAAGGAAAUCGUUUAUUAGCAGCGAGAGUCCCGUUUUCCAGCAACUCGAGAUUGCAGACUUCCAUCGGCUCCUAGCACAAGAGAGAAGACCUUCCUUGUGGUCGACCCAAUCUCCUGAUCGUACAAACCGCACACGGCCAUCCUCUGUUAUCCCUGAUAUUGACAUAAAUGCGUUACUAGGCAACGAGAGAUCUGCCAUAUUACCCAUGAUGAUUUGCAGGCAGGAGAACAUUGCGAAAAAUCUUCGUAGACUAGUGAAACUUGCUCGUUCAAAAGAAGAAGAAGAUAUCAAGAGAGAGGAAUGGAAAGUAGUGGCAGAAGUCAUUGACAAGUUUUUUCUUUGGGUUUUUUUGACUACAAUAGUAACAUCAGUUUUGUUGAUAUUUCUACAGACUCGAUAACGCAUCAAAUAAUAUCAGUCACUACACGAGUUAAGUUAGUUAUCAGGCGAUAUCUUUCAAUCAUGAAGUGAUAUUUUCAAAACAUUUGAUUGUCCUCUCCAAUCAUCUCUUUCCUACUACUGUGUUGCGUGUUGUAUAUCAAUUUUUAGUAAAUAAUGUAUGGUAUAGCAUUAUAAAUGACAAGAAAACACACUGUAAUUGUAGGAUACACAAACUCACCUAACAUGUUUACACUAUAAAUAGUUUAUAUACAAUCCCAUAGAAAAAUGAUUUGGGUUAUUCAUA
Exaiptasia diaphana is the source of this 1941-nucleotide messenger RNA. RefSeq names its product neuronal acetylcholine receptor subunit alpha-10. The record is from RefSeq and is a predicted model, not a curated record. Lineage: Eukaryota; Metazoa; Cnidaria; Anthozoa; Actiniaria; Aiptasiidae. Gene Ontology annotation, molecular function: acetylcholine-gated monoatomic cation-selective channel activity; transmembrane signaling receptor activity. Bases 34 to 1656 code for a protein of 540 amino acids. Gene Ontology annotation, cellular component: postsynaptic membrane; neuron projection; synapse. Gene Ontology annotation, biological process: monoatomic ion transmembrane transport; regulation of membrane potential; chemical synaptic transmission. The transcript is spliced from 8 exons.